AUGCCAUCAUUACGGUCUCGAGAUUCGGAGUCGCCGGACUCUUCUCGAGCUUCUUCUUCAUGCUCCUUCAGAUCAGACGUGGACACGGAUGAGCUCCGAAAAAAGUGGAAUCUGCCGCGAAGUCGGUCCAGAAGUCGUUCCUUGACCCGCGAAGAGAUCGACGACAUCAUCAACAGUGAUUUUCAGACCGACUACACCUACGCGGACAGUAUUUCGUACAGAAAAGAUGGGACGGUCGACUACAUCCACCCGCGAAUGCAUCGACCUCGAAUGCGCUUUGGUGCCUACAACGGAGACAACUUCAACAACUCCAGAUUCCGAUUACAGUCGACCAAGCCGGUUUACAUAUGGGGAGAGAGGCCAUCGACCGCGUCGAAGGCUUUCAAAUGGAUCUACAACUUGUUCUUGGCCCUGUUGAAGUUAUUUAUGUAUGCAGCUGGAGUUGUAUGGUUCUGCAUCAAGAAAGCGUUCAAGUAUGUGUCGACAGUGCUGUUUCCAACAAUUUUUGCGCCAUUCUACGCGCUUGUGGCAAGUUUCCACACCGGAAAACGGGUAUGUUAUUCAUGAGUUAUUCAUGUAAUUUCUUUCAGAAAAUCUUUUUUUAUAGUAUUUCAUUGGUUUAAUAAUUAUUUUCAGACCUAUCGGGCUGUGAGAUUCGCUCAUCAGGAUGGAUUAUUGAAGCGAACUUGGGAUUUCCUCAAAGGUCUCGUUUUCUCAGUGGUCUCUGCGGCCGCAAAAUUCUUGAAAAAGAAAGACCCAGUCGGUUACAGGUAGCUUUUUUUUGAUUUGAUAUGCUUUUCCGAGGUUUUUGGCCAAGUAGGAUUUAUUUUUCUUUCAGUCCGCCUCCAGUAUCUCCAAUCCAAUCGCUUUAUUCUCCCCGUCUCAGCCGCCGAACCAUCCAUUCCCAAGCCACGCCCCCUGUCAACAUCUCCACUCCCCGCGGAUACGGCGAUGUUUCCUAUGUGUAUGAGAAACAGCCUGUUGGCAUCUUCGAGUCGAUCAAGAAUUUCGCCAAAUUGGUCUUUGAUUACAUUGCACUUGCUGCGUAUGUUGUCUCCGGAUGGACUUUGGGUCGUUUCCAUGAGGAUCAAGGCCAGUUGAAGAGACGAGGACGUCCCCCGAAGAAGGUUGGAAUUUGGCAGAAAGCUAAGGACUUGGCCAGAAGCGCUUGGGCAAAAAUUUUGGAGAUUUUGGCUUUCAUUGGAGCUGUUGUUGUGAGAUUGGUGACUGGAGAAAAGGAACAUAUCCCCGGAGAAGAUAAAUUGAAAAGGUUAGAGAUUUGAGAUUAGCGAUUUUUGUAGAAAUUUGGUUGUCUUUGAUGUUCGAAAAAUAUAAUUCUUAUCCUAUUUUAGAAAGAGUAUCUACUCCCCAAAUAGAUCCCGAUCCCCCGCCAAAACUCGCCGUCAAACCCUUGCCGGACUCCAGGAAGCCGAUGAAGAACCAGUGGAACAACCCAGCAAACUCAAACAGGUCCUCUCGACCUACUUCUGGCUGUAUUAUGGAGGGCUGGCCUUGGAUCUGCUCAAAAAAUUGUUCUGGGGAAAUGAAACUGAACCAUCCUUGGUUCGAAAAGGAUUCAACGGCGUUGUGGAGAACGUUGAAGACAGAAAGAACUGGCUCCCAGUGCUGUUCCUGCUCCUUCUACUAAUUCCCAUCGGAUUUUACACCUACGAUAAUGUCAAGAAUAAAAAUAGAGGUGAGAUUUUGAUUUUGUGAAUGUAGAAUUGAUAAAAAUUGGUUAACUAGGUGUUAAUAUUCGAUUUUCAGAUGUGAUCACCGCCCUCCGUCAAGACACCGCCGAUUUUGCCGAGGCUUUCGAAUAUUAUUUGCCUCCUCUGCCAACAUUCCCGUCCAUCCAAGACCUCAAAAAACGUUCUGUUGACUCGGUUUCGGCCACUGGAGCAUACCUUAAAAAUGGAUGGAGCUCAGCGGCAGGUUAUGCAUCGGAGACGGCCAAAAAAGCAAAGGAUUCCACGUUGAAUGCGGGGAAGUUUGUCCAAGGAUCGGGAGAAAAUGCCUUCCAUUCGCUGUAUAAUGGCAUCCAUGGAGCUGGCGCUUAUGUUUUUGGCUCUGCAUAUAAUGGUGGAGCUUUUAUUGCGUCAUCGAUCUACAACGCCCAUUUGUACGCGUAUGGCGCGCUGAAAGAUUUGGCCUGGUACUCACAGAAAGGCAUCGUCGAUGGAGUGCAUUGGACGGCGAAUAAAGGUGGGUUUUGGCAUUUUUGGUGAUGGAAUUUGUCGUAUAAUUGGCAGAGGAGACCUUCCAGGUCUUUGUGCCCUCAUAUGUACUUUUAUUUUCGCCUUGUAUGACGAUAAAGUAACAGGCUUUCCCUCUAAUUUCCUAUAGUUAUGUUCAUUUCUCUUCCAGUGUACUCUGUGUUUGCCUGGAUCCCUCGAUCUGUCAGCAAAUCCUCCGGCUUUCUCACCGAUUCUAGCAAGUCUAUCGCCGCAAAAUCUCUGGAUUUGGCAAAAAAUGUGAAGCAUACAGGAGCGAAUGGCGUUUACUACAUCUAUGACAAUGGCAAGUCGGCUGUUAUCCACGGAUAUAACGGAGUUUCGAACGGAAUCUACCAUGUCUAUGAUGCCACUAAAAAUGGAGGAAUUUUUGUCUACGACGGAGCUGCGAAUAUUGUCUAUGGAGGAUACAAUGGACUGAAGAAUGGACUUGGAAAAGGCUAUGAAGGAAUUGGAAAUGGAUUUGGAUAUACAUACGGAGCUGUGAAGAAUGCUACAAGCUAUGCAUAUAACGGCUUUUUGGAUGUGCUGACUUGGUACUUUGAGAAAUGCGGGCAGAUCCUCCGACAAGCCUUCCAAAUCGUCAAACAAAUCCUGAUUCGCAUCCUGGAAUUUGUCCUGUUCUUGCUCGCCCAGCCUUCGAGAGUCUACAGAUCCGUCGUUGAUGCCACCCCAAACAUCACAUUUUCACUUCCCGAGUCACCGAUCAGACUUCGCGAAAUCGGAGCCAAGAUACAGAAUAAAUUUGGAGAACUGGAAUGGCCUCACCCCACGAUUGGAGAAUGGAAAUGGUCCAAAUUGGAGUGGAUUGGAUGGCCUCAGCCAACGGAAUGGAGAGUUUAUAGAUACCUCGCAGAGAGUAGACCAUCCUUGCCAAGCUGGAUUUACCCAAAGAAGCCAGAGUUUUCAUGGCCGGCAGCUUUGACCUUCUCCUUCCCGGAGAUUAGAAGACCAACCUUUCCGAAGUUCUCCCUGCCUGAAAUAAGCUUCCCAGAAGUUCAUCUACCCAAAAUUAGUGUACCGCAAGUCAGUCUUCCAAAGAUGCCACAGCUCCCAAAGGUCGAUACUUCUAGGAUUUAUCAAGGUAAGGGGUUUUUGAUGUUGUAGUAGGGUCAAAAAUUUUUUUGUUUUUUUAAUUUUUUUCAAAUUUUCCUUUCUUUUUGUGGGAUUUGAGAAUAACGUGACUUUUUCAGCCACUGAAGACAAGGUUUACCAAUCCUUCGACGCCGUCCGCAACGUGGUCUCCAAUAUUACCAACUUUUUCUCCAACGCUGCCAACAAAGGUGAAUCGAAGCCCGUUUUUUGAGCUUUUUGCGCUUGCUUCAGCUUUUUAAUAAUCUCAAAAUUGCUAUAAUAACCUUUCUCACUUUAGUUCAUGCUUGAAAUUUAUGUUUUUGAAGUUUUACGUUUAAAUUUUUUCUUUCGAAUUUUUUUGUUUUUUCAAAUUUUUUUUCGUAUUUUUUGAUGUCGCAAUAAAUGUUUUGUCCGUUUUAGUCCUCGACUCAUUCAAAUCCCUCCUAAAUCUGGCCGCAAAUUCAAUCAUUGCUCUGUGGCAUUGGAUUUUGUACAUCUUCCACCUCCCCGUCGAUCUUGUCUGGUACGUCUACGAUCUCAUACCGACGAAAAAACCGCAAGUCUAUCAAGAAGUGACGGACGGUCAGUUCGGCGACAAUCAUCCCCUGGUUUUGAAGCUUAGAGUUAUGAUGGAAAGUCUGCUAAAGGCCGAACAAGAGAAUCUGGAAAAGAAAUUCAACGCUCUCUUGGCGUCCGAGGUGGCGAAGGUGGAAAAUCAGGUAAGAAAUUGGAUUUUUACGAAGGAAAUUGAUGAAUUGUUGGUCAAAAAUAUUUUUUGGCGAGAAUCUACAGUGACGGACUCGAAUCAGUGGCAAAAAACGUACCGUUUUGCAUCCGGGAGGCAUCAAAAAUGUGGCAAAAUACCUCCCUCUCCAAGUGAAAAAAAAAACUUCGUUUUGAAGGGCCCUCACAAAAAGAGGGUCGCGCUUUUGAAAUCGGAGUUUUUCACUUGGAGAGGGAAGCAUUUUGUCACAUUUUUAAUACUUCCUGGAUGCAAAAUGGUACUUUUUUUGCCACUGGAUCAGGUCCCCACUGUAUCGUUGACGCGAAAGUCCGUUGACCCGAAAAGUCGUAGCGCCGAAAAAGGGCACCUAACUCUUUCGAAGAAGAAACUGGGCAUCUUCCAUGCUACCUUUACGCUCUGUAUGUGCCAAAGAGUUACGAAAAAUUUUUUUCAGGUUGAUCAACGCACCGAUAGUCUCCGAUCCGACUACGAAGUGCGUCUGGCCGAAUUACUCCCCAAACAUCAGUCCGAACUCCGUGCGGAAAUUGAAAAUUUCGCCAGAAGUAUCCGACAAGAACUCGCAAUUCAGCUAAAGUCCACAGAACGAACCGAAAAGUCGCUGGAAGUUCAGGCCUUGCACUCGGAAAUUGAGAAAUUGAAGAACGAUCUGUCCAAACGCUCAGAAGGCCUGGAAGAAGAUAUUUAUUCAAAGAUUUCAAAAAUCUUGCUCCAGCUGGACGAAAACCAGAACAAGAGACUGGAUGAGUACGCUGAGAGAUUGGAGAAGAAGUUGAAGAACGCGCAAGCAGACCCCAAUGAAGCUCUCGCUGCCCUUCAUGAACAGGUGGAGAAGUUCAAAAAGGAAAUUAAGGUGGGAGUUUUGAUUGACUACGAAAAAAAACAAGGUGAAUUUGGCAGGAAAUUGAGAUUUUUUGGCAAAAAAAAAGUUUUUUCAUCAUGAAAUUUCAUGAAUUUUACGAUUUUUUUAUAUUUCUUACACCUUUUUUAAAAUUUUUUCCCAAAAAAAUUCUUUGGCCAUCUCCUGACUUUUAACGCCAUUUUUUGCAAAAAAUAGUUUGCAUUUGAAAUUCUCACUUUUUCAAUUUCAGGUCAACAAGAAUGUGGAUGAGUCCCAAAUCGCCAAAAUUCUCGACGAGUUGAUGAAAAAUGAAAGAAAAGCCAUCCAAGCGGAGCUCACUGAGAUCGAAAAUCGCCUGGAAAAGAAGUCCACGCAAUCGGCGACCGUUGAGAAACAGCUCGACCAAAAGUUCGAACAGUUCAUGCACUCGAUCUUGGGAAGGGUCAACGAACAGAGCGCCCAAAUUGUCGAUGAAUUGAAUCGAUUAAGAAGGGAACAUCUGAAUGUGGUGGAGAAUUUGAGCACCAAAAAGAAUGUUUUGGCGGUAAGUUGGGGAGGGUGGGAAAAUUUUGCCUGAGGGGAUGGAGUAUAAAUUUCCGAAAGAUUGUUGUAAGAUACAGUCAUACAACGGGGACUGAUCCAGUUGCAAAAAACGUACCAUUUUGCAUCCGGGAAGGAUCAAAAAAUGUGGCAAAACGCUUCCCUAUCCAACUGAAAAAACUUCGUUUUGAAGGGCGCGCCCUUUCCCUCGCAAAAAGAGCGGGCGCGCUUUUGAAAUCGGAUUUUUUCACUUGGAGAGGGAACCAUUUUGCCACAUUUUUAAUACUUCCUGGAUGCAAAAUGGUACGUUUUUUGCCACUUGAGAUUUUUACAUUCAAAAUUUUGACACUGUUUUUAAGGUGGGAAUACAAUUUCUGUUUAAAAAGUAAAGUUUUUCAAGUAAAAAUCACAAAAUUCUUUGUUUUUUCUUUUUUGAAAAAUAAAACUUUCCAGGCCGACGAGCUCCGCCGCGAACACCAGCACUCCGAAGACCUGUACAUGUCCCGAGUGAAGGCCCUCAUCAAGGAAUACAUCGAGCGAUACGACGCCGACAAGACCGGAAUCCCCGACUAUGCGCUGGAGUCGUCGGGCGGCUCGAUCAUCGGCAUCGGAUGCACCCAACAGUACCAAGAGAAAUCCCGCCUCCAAUCCAUCUUCGGCUACCCCCUAUUCUACAGCAAUUACGGCCCCCGGACGGUGAUCCAACGCAAAGGCAACGGCGCCACAGCCGGCGUUUGCUGGGCCUAUGUGGGAGGGAAGGGACAGCUGAAGAUUAAACUGUCACAACCAAUCAAUGUCACCUCGGUUUCGUACGAACAUUUGCCGAUUACGUUGGCCCCGGAUGGACAAAUCAAAACUGCGCCGAAGGAAUUCAAUGUCUGGGUGGGUGGAGUGGGAAAUUGCAAUUUAUUUUGUGGGUUUAUGGGGGUCUGAAAAGAUUUUUUUUGGUUUCAAAAAUUAACAAAAAAUUAUCGACCGUUUUUUCGGUUUUCCAAGAAAAUCGACCAAAUUUUUUUGAUUAGCAGGAAAAUCGAUCGGUUCGGGUCGAAAAAAAUUGUAAAAAAUUAAAAAAAAAAAUUUUUUCAUGAAAUAAUCGACCAAUUUUUUCCCUCCAAAAAAUCGACCAAAUUUUGUGCUGAUUCCAAAAAAUAACCCACAAAGUUUUUUGCAACGAUUUAUUUUAUGUUGUUUUAGGUCUACAAGGACGAAGACAGCAAAGAAAAGCAUCUUCUUGGAGCAUACGUCUACGACGAACAUGGAGAAGCCCUUCAAAUGUUCCAAACACAAGUAUGAUUUAUCGAAUUUUUUGUAAAAAAAUUUUUUCGAAAACUGGAUUUUUUUUUUAAUUUUAAAAAUUUUCUGAUUCUUUUUUUUCAGUUCCCGGUCGAGGAGUACCUAACCCAAGUGAUCGAACUGGAAACGGAAUCCAAUUACGGCGCCCACGUCACUUGCCUCUAUCGUUUCCGCGUGCACGGGCGCCCACAGCAGCCCUAAAAUAAUUUAUAAUCUGUUAAUACCCCCUUUGUUUUCAAUUUUUUUUGUUAGUUUUGUUUAGCUAAUCUCACUUUUUUCGAUGUAAAUCGGUAAAUUAUUUUGUUUUUUUUCGAUGUUUCGUCUUUUCCUGCCCGCAGUUUUAAAUUCCCCAUAAAAUUUUCGCACGAAACUGCCUAAAAAGUAAUUUAUUUGUAGCGGAAAUUGUUGUUUUAGGUCUGUUUUUUUUUUGAAUAGCGUGCAUUUGAAAAUAUUCUGAAGAUCUUUUUUUUACGAGUUUUAUUUGUUUGUUUCAUCACAUAAAUGAUUAAAAAAGAUUUUUUUUGUUUUUUUAUGGGAAGAACCCCCUUAAAACCACGUGGCGACUGGAAGUCACGCUUUGCGAAGUCUGAUGAAAACAUUUUGUCAUGCAUUUGACUUCCGAUAUAAGUUGAUUCGACUUGUUUUUGAGCAUCAGUUACUGAAGGAAGGUUCAUUUGACAGCCGAAUUUCUCGAGCUGUAAGGCGUUGGUUGUCUUGAAAUUUUGCUUGAAUUCUUUGAAUAGGCUAGUUUUUAAUCGCUGAAAAAUUCAGCUUUUGAUAUUCUAAGACAGCUGAGAUAUUAAAAAAAUUGCGCGAGAGACGAGAGACAAUGGAAAAAUGUGGAGCGGGUUAGAGAAAAAAUUUUUGGGACUGGGACGAUUGGGGAAAACGAAAAGUAUUAUUUUUGUUCGAUGCAAAUGUCGAAGUUAGGAUAAUCGAGGGUGCUGAUUUCGAAAAUGACAUUCAUUUUUUUUGAUUGUUGCUUUUUCCUUAAGCAGUAAAGUAGUAUUUUUUAAGAUUUUUUUUCAUAAAUACUCGAUUUAGGGGUUUUCGAUGUUGCUGAAAUUUGGUCUUUAUGCGUGCGUUGGUGGUGUUGUUCUGGUGCCUAGUACAGCUAUUUUCUCCUCGUACUACAUAACAUCAGAUAGUACUAUAUAGUACUAGAGGAAAAGUUAACAUGAUUUUCAAAAUCAGCAUCAUCGAAAACCCCUAAAUCGAGUGUAUACAAAAAAAAUUUAAAAAGUACUACUUUACUACUGAAGGGAAAAAGUAACAAUCAAAAAAAAUGAAUGUCAUUUUCAAAGUCAGCACCAUCGAUUUUCCUAAUUUCGACAUUUUCAUCGAAGAAAAAUAAUACUUUUCAAUUUCCCCAAUCGUCCAACUCCGAAAUUUUUUUAGCCGUUUCAACGUAAAAAUUCCGGAUAUUUCUUCAAAACAAACUUGAAAUCAAGUACUAGGCGGGGCAAAAAGUCUUGACAUGUUUUCGCACCGUGCGGGAGCAUGAAUUCGGUGUCGCGACGAGGUGUCGCGCGAUAAAACCUUUGGCGGGGUGCGAAUGAAGAACGCACUGUGCGUUGUUUACCCUUUUCAAAACAAUCUUUUUGCACUGUGCGGGGUCGCAGCGCACCGUGAAUUUUUCUUAUCGCAGCGCGACAAAUUUCAUGCACGACGGCGCACUGUGCAAAAAUGUCAAGACUUUUUGGCCCGCCUAGUAUUGAAAAUUUCUAGUCUCAAUUUUUGGUGUUUUUCUCACAAGGAAAGUACUUCUAUGGGGUGUGGAAUUACCGGUCGAGAUAUCGGUCUGUCGGGAAAAAAACGGCGGAUCGUCGCGCCUCCGAAUCGCCCAUCAUCGCUUUGCGACUGCAGGCCGCGACUUGGGAUUUGGUGCGCGAUAGCGGCGAGGCGAGACAUUUUGCUGCGGCGAUCCGCCGUUAUUUUUCCGACAGACUGAUGUAUGUGCCAAAGAGUUACGAAAAAUUUUUUUCAGGUUGAUCAACGCACCGAUAGUCUCCGAUCCGACUACGAAGUGCGUCUGGCCGAAUUACUCCCCAAACAUCAGUCCGAACUCCGUGCGGAAAUUGAAAAUUUCGCCAGAAGUAUCCGACAAGAACUCGCAAUUCAGCUAAAGUCCACAGAACGAACCGAAAAGUCGCUGGAAGUUCAGGCCUUGCACUCGGAAAUUGAGAAAUUGAAGAACGAUCUGUCCAAACGCUCAGAAGGCCUGGAAGAAGAUAUUUAUUCAAAGAUUUCAAAAAUCUUGCUCCAGCUGGACGAAAACCAGAACAAGAGACUGGAUGAGUACGCUGAGAGAUUGGAGAAGAAGUUGAAGAACGCGCAAGCAGACCCCAAUGAAGCUCUCGCUGCCCUUCAUGAACAGGUGGAGAAGUUCAAAAAGGAAAUUAAGGUGGGAGUUUUGAUUGACUACGAAAAAAAACAAGGUGAAUUUGGCAGGAAAUUGAGAUUUUUUGGCAAAAAAAAAGUUUUUUCAUCAUGAAAUUUCAUGAAUUUUACGAUUUUUUUAUAUUUCUUACACCUUUUUUAAAAUUUUUUCCCAAAAAAAUUCUUUGGCCAUCUCCUGACUUUUAACGCCAUUUUUUGCAAAAAAUAGUUUGCAUUUGAAAUUCUCACUUUUUCAAUUUCAGGUCAACAAGAAUGUGGAUGAGUCCCAAAUCGCCAAAAUUCUCGACGAGUUGAUGAAAAAUGAAAGAAAAGCCAUCCAAGCGGAGCUCACUGAGAUCGAAAAUCGCCUGGAAAAGAAGUCCACGCAAUCGGCGACCGUUGAGAAACAGCUCGACCAAAAGUUCGAACAGUUCAUGCACUCGAUCUUGGGAAGGGUCAACGAACAGAGCGCCCAAAUUGUCGAUGAAUUGAAUCGAUUAAGAAGGGAACAUCUGAAUGUGGUGGAGAAUUUGAGCACCAAAAAGAAUGUUUUGGCGGUAAGUUGGGGAGGGUGGGAAAAUUUUGCCUGAGGGGAUGGAGUAUAAAUUUCCGAAAGAUUGUUGUAAGAUACAGUCAUACAACGGGGACUGAUCCAGUUGCAAAAAACGUACCAUUUUGCAUCCGGGAAGGAUCAAAAAAUGUGGCAAAACGCUUCCCUAUCCAACUGAAAAAACUUCGUUUUGAAGGGCGCGCCCUUUCCCUCGCAAAAAGAGCGGGCGCGCUUUUGAAAUCGGAUUUUUUCACUUGGAGAGGGAACCAUUUUGCCACAUUUUUAAUACUUCCUGGAUGCAAAAUGGUACGUUUUUUGCCACUUGAGAUUUUUACAUUCAAAAUUUUGACACUGUUUUUAAGGUGGGAAUACAAUUUCUGUUUAAAAAGUAAAGUUUUUCAAGUAAAAAUCACAAAAUUCUUUGUUUUUUCUUUUUUGAAAAAUAAAACUUUCCAGGCCGACGAGCUCCGCCGCGAACACCAGCACUCCGAAGACCUGUACAUGUCCCGAGUGAAGGCCCUCAUCAAGGAAUACAUCGAGCGAUACGACGCCGACAAGACCGGAAUCCCCGACUAUGCGCUGGAGUCGUCGGGCGGCUCGAUCAUCGGCAUCGGAUGCACCCAACAGUACCAAGAGAAAUCCCGCCUCCAAUCCAUCUUCGGCUACCCCCUAUUCUACAGCAAUUACGGCCCCCGGACGGUGAUCCAACGCAAAGGCAACGGCGCCACAGCCGGCGUUUGCUGGGCCUAUGUGGGAGGGAAGGGACAGCUGAAGAUUAAACUGUCACAACCAAUCAAUGUCACCUCGGUUUCGUACGAACAUUUGCCGAUUACGUUGGCCCCGGAUGGACAAAUCAAAACUGCGCCGAAGGAAUUCAAUGUCUGGGUGGGUGGAGUGGGAAAUUGCAAUUUAUUUUGUGGGUUUAUGGGGGUCUGAAAAGAUUUUUUUGGUUUCAAAAAUUAACAAAAAAUUAUCGACCGUUUUUUCGGUUUUCCAAGAAAAUCGACCAAAUUUUUUUGAUUAGCAGGAAAAUCGAUCGGUUCGGGUCGAAAAAAAAUUGUAAAAAAUUAAAAAAAAAAAUUUUUUCAUGAAAUAAUCGACCAAUUUUUUCCCUCCAAAAAAUCGACCAAAUUUUGUGCUGAUUCCAAAAAAUAACCCACAAAGUUUUUUGCAACGAUUUAUUUUAUGUUGUUUUAGGUCUACAAGGACGAAGACAGCAAAGAAAAGCAUCUUCUUGGAGCAUACGUCUACGACGAACAUGGAGAAGCCCUUCAAAUGUUCCAAACACAAGUAUGAUUUAUCGAAUUUUUUGUAAAAAAAUUUUUUCGAAAACUGGAUUUUUUUUUAAUUUUAAAAAUUUUCUGAUUCUUUUUUUUCAGUUCCCGGUCGAGGAGUACCUAACCCAAGUGAUCGAACUGGAAACGGAAUCCAAUUACGGCGCCCACGUCACUUGCCUCUAUCGUUUCCGCGUGCACGGGCGCCCACAGCAGCCCUAAAAUAAUUUAUAAUCUGUUAAUACCCCCUUUGUUUUCAAUUUUUUUUGUUAGUUUUGUUUAGCUAAUCUCACUUUUUUCGAUGUAAAUCGGUAAAUUAUUUUGUUUUUUUUCGAUGUUUCGUCUUUUCCUGCCCGCAGUUUUAAAUUCCCCAUAAAAUUUUCGCACGAAACUGCCUAAAAAGUAAUUUAUUUGUAGCGGAAAUUGUUGUUUUAGGUCUGUUUUUUUUUUGAAUAGCGUGCAUUUGAAAAUAUUCUGAAGAUCUUUUUUUUACGAGUUUUAUUUGUUUGUUUCAUCACAUAAAUGAUUAAAAAAGAUUUUUUUUGUUUUUUUAUGGGAAGAACCCCCUUAAAACCACGUGGCGACUGGAAGUCACGCUUUGCGAAGUCUGAUGAAAACAUUUUGUCAUGCAUUUGACUUCCGAUAUAAGUUGAUUCGACUUGUUUUUGAGCAUCAGUUACUGAAGGAAGGUUCAUUUGACAGCCGAAUUUCUCGAGCUGUAAGGCGUUGGUUGUCUUGAAAUUUUGCUUGAAUUCUUUGAAUAGGCUAGUUUUUAAUCGCUGAAAAAUUCAGCUUUUGAUAUUCUAAGACAGCUGAGAUAUUAAAAAAAUUGCGCGAGAGACGAGAGACAAUGGAAAAAUGUGGAGCGGGUUAGAGAAAAAAUUUUUGGGACUGGGACGAUUGGGGAAAACGAAAAGUAUUAUUUUUGUUCGAUGCAAAUGUCGAAGUUAGGAUAAUCGAGGGUGCUGAUUUCGAAAAUGACAUUCAUUUUUUUUGAUUGUUGCUUUUUCCUUAAGCAGUAAAGUAGUAUUUUUUAAGAUUUUUUUUCAUAAAUACUCGAUUUAGGGGUUUUCGAUGUUGCUGAAAUUUGGUCUUUAUGCGUGCGUUGGUGGUGUUGUUCUGGUGCCUAGUACAGCUAUUUUCUCCUCGUACUACAUAACAUCAGAUAGUACUAUAUAGUACUAGAGGAAAAGUUAACAUGAUUUUCAAAAUCAGCAUCAUCGAAAACCCCUAAAUCGAGUGUAUACAAAAAAAAUUUAAAAAGUACUACUUUACUACUGAAGGGAAAAAGUAACAAUCAAAAAAAAUGAAUGUCAUUUUCAAAGUCAGCACCAUCGAUUUUCCUAAUUUCGACAUUUUCAUCGAAGAAAAAUAAUACUUUUCAAUUUCCCCAAUCGUCCAACUCCGAAAUUUUUUUAGCCGUUUCAACGUAAAAAUUCCGGAUAUUUCUUCAAAACAAACUUGAAAUCAAGUACUAGGCGGGGCAAAAAGUCUUGACAUGUUUUCGCACCGUGCGGGAGCAUGAAUUCGGUGUCGCGACGAGGUGUCGCGCGAUAAAACCUUUGGCGGGGUGCGAAUGAAGAACGCACUGUGCGUUGUUUACCCUUUUCAAAACAAUCUUUUUGCACUGUGCGGGGUCGCAGCGCACCGUGAAUUUUUCUUAUCGCAGCGCGACAAAUUUCAUGCACGACGGCGCACUGUGCAAAAAUGUCAAGACUUUUUGGCCCGCCUAGUAUUGAAAAUUUCUAGUCUCAAUUUUUGGUGUUUUUCUCACAAGGAAAGUACUUCUAUGGGGUGUGGAAUUACCGGUCGAGAUAUCGGUCUGUCGGGAAAAAAACGGCGGAUCGUCGCGCCUCCGAAUCGCCCAUCAUCGCUUUGCGACUGCAGGCCGCGACUUGGGAUUUGGUGCGCGAUAGCGGCGAGGCGAGACAUUUUGCUGCGGCGAUCCGCCGUUAUUUUUCCGACAGACUGAUGUAUGUGCCAAAGAGUUACGAAAAAUUUUUUUCAGGUUGAUCAACGCACCGAUAGUCUCCGAUCCGACUACGAAGUGCGUCUGGCCGAAUUACUCCCCAAACAUCAGUCCGAACUCCGUGCGGAAAUUGAAAAUUUCGCCAGAAGUAUCCGACAAGAACUCGCAAUUCAGCUAAAGUCCACAGAACGAACCGAAAAGUCGCUGGAAGUUCAGGCCUUGCACUCGGAAAUUGAGAAAUUGAAGAACGAUCUGUCCAAACGCUCAGAAGGCCUGGAAGAAGAUAUUUAUUCAAAGAUUUCAAAAAUCUUGCUCCAGCUGGACGAAAACCAGAACAAGAGACUGGAUGAGUACGCUGAGAGAUUGGAGAAGAAGUUGAAGAACGCGCAAGCAGACCCCAAUGAAGCUCUCGCUGCCCUUCAUGAACAGGUGGAGAAGUUCAAAAAGGAAAUUAAGGUGGGAGUUUUGAUUGACUACGAAAAAAACAAGGUGAAUUUGGCAGGAAAUUGAGAUUUUUUGGCAAAAAAAAAGUUUUUUCAUCAUGAAAUUUCAUGAAUUUUACGAUUUUUUUAUAUUUCUUACACCUUUUUUAAAAUUUUUUCCCAAAAAAAUUCUUUGGCCAUCUCCUGACUUUUAACGCCAUUUUUUGCAAAAAAUAGUUUGCAUUUGAAAUUCUCACUUUUUCAAUUUCAGGUCAACAAGAAUGUGGAUGAGUCCCAAAUCGCCAAAAUUCUCGACGAGUUGAUGAAAAAUGAAAGAAAAGCCAUCCAAGCGGAGCUCACUGAGAUCGAAAAUCGCCUGGAAAAGAAGUCCACGCAAUCGGCGACCGUUGAGAAACAGCUCGACCAAAAGUUCGAACAGUUCAUGCACUCGAUCUUGGGAAGGGUCAACGAACAGAGCGCCCAAAUUGUCGAUGAAUUGAAUCGAUUAAGAAGGGAACAUCUGAAUGUGGUGGAGAAUUUGAGCACCAAAAAGAAUGUUUUGGCGGUAAGUUGGGGAGGGUGGGAAAAUUUUGCCUGAGGGGAUGGAGUAUAAAUUUCCGAAAGAUUGUUGUAAGAUACAGUCAUACAACGGGGACUGAUCCAGUUGCAAAAAACGUACCAUUUUGCAUCCGGGAAGGAUCAAAAAAUGUGGCAAAACGCUUCCCUAUCCAACUGAAAAAACUUCGUUUUGAAGGGCGCGCCCUUUCCCUCGCAAAAAGAGCGGGCGCGCUUUUGAAAUCGGAUUUUUCACUUGGAGAGGGAACCAUUUUGCCACAUUUUUAAUACUUCCUGGAUGCAAAAUGGUACGUUUUUUGCCACUUGAGAUUUUUACAUUCAAAAUUUUGACACUGUUUUUAAGGUGGGAAUACAAUUUCUGUUUAAAAAGUAAAGUUUUUCAAGUAAAAAUCACAAAAUUCUUUGUUUUUUCUUUUUUGAAAAAUAAAACUUUCCAGGCCGACGAGCUCCGCCGCGAACACCAGCACUCCGAAGACCUGUACAUGUCCCGAGUGAAGGCCCUCAUCAAGGAAUACAUCGAGCGAUACGACGCCGACAAGACCGGAAUCCCCGACUAUGCGCUGGAGUCGUCGGGCGGCUCGAUCAUCGGCAUCGGAUGCACCCAACAGUACCAAGAGAAAUCCCGCCUCCAAUCCAUCUUCGGCUACCCCCUAUUCUACAGCAAUUACGGCCCCCGGACGGUGAUCCAACGCAAAGGCAACGGCGCCACAGCCGGCGUUUGCUGGGCCUAUGUGGGAGGGAAGGGACAGCUGAAGAUUAAACUGUCACAACCAAUCAAUGUCACCUCGGUUUCGUACGAACAUUUGCCGAUUACGUUGGCCCCGGAUGGACAAAUCAAAACUGCGCCGAAGGAAUUCAAUGUCUGGGUGGGUGGAGUGGGAAAUUGCAAUUUAUUUUGUGGGUUUAUGGGGGUCUGAAAAGAUUUUUUUUGGUUUCAAAAAUUAACAAAAAAUUAUCGACCGUUUUUUCGGUUUUCCAAGAAAAUCGACCAAAUUUUUUUGAUUAGCAGGAAAAUCGAUCGGUUCGGGUCGAAAAAAAAUUGUAAAAAAUUAAAAAAAAAAAUUUUUUCAUGAAAUAAUCGACCAAUUUUUUCCCUCCAAAAAAUCGACCAAAUUUUGUGCUGAUUCCAAAAAAUAACCCACAAAGUUUUUUGCAACGAUUUAUUUUAUGUUGUUUUAGGUCUACAAGGACGAAGACAGCAAAGAAAAGCAUCUUCUUGGAGCAUACGUCUACGACGAACAUGGAGAAGCCCUUCAAAUGUUCCAAACACAAGUAUGAUUUAUCGAAUUUUUUGUAAAAAAAUUUUUUCGAAAACUGGAUUUUUUUUUUAAUUUUAAAAAUUUUCUGAUUCUUUUUUUUCAGUUCCCGGUCGAGGAGUACCUAACCCAAGUGAUCGAACUGGAAACGGAAUCCAAUUACGGCGCCCACGUCACUUGCCUCUAUCGUUUCCGCGUGCACGGGCGCCCACAGCAGCCCUAA
Bursaphelenchus xylophilus (pine wood nematode) is the source of this 15373-nucleotide messenger RNA. Lineage: Eukaryota; Metazoa; Nematoda; Chromadorea; Rhabditida; Aphelenchoididae. The record is from the annotation of a GenBank genome assembly.